CUCAGCUGCAGCCAGGAUCUGCCCCCGGCCCCGCUGGGAUCCAGACAGGCUGCAGAAUGUUUUGCUCCAGCUCAUCCCAGCCUGGCGUGGGACAGGGAAGAGAAAUGGCUGCAGUGGAGUCAGUCCAGGGGCUGGUGACCUUCAAGGAGAUGGCUAUGUAUUUCACCAGGGAAGAGUGGGCUCUGCUGGACCCCACUCAGAGAGCCCUCUACUGGGAUGUCAUGCAGGAGAACUAUGAGACUGUGACCUCGCUGGGCCAGAGAAUAACAUCCAUGUUUCGCUGCAGAUCAUCUCGUCCUCCCAGGGGCAAGGAAAUGGCUGCAAUGGAGCUGGCUCAGGGGCCGGUGACCUUCGAGGAGGUGGCUGUGUAUUUCUCCAGGGAAGAGGGGACUCUGCUGGACCCCACUCAGAGAGCCCUCUACAGAGAUGUCAUGCAGGGGAACUAUGAGACGAUGGUCUUGCUGGCCUCAAUAGGUCCCUGUGAUGGAAUGUAAGGCUACAUCUAGACUACCCACCGUAUCGGCGGGUUAAAAUCGAUUGCUCGGGG
Molecule: messenger RNA, 547 nt
Organism: Gopherus flavomarginatus (Mexican gopher tortoise)
Lineage: Eukaryota; Metazoa; Chordata; Testudines; Testudinidae
Product: zinc finger protein 560-like
Exons: 6
Coding region: 57-494 (145 amino acids)
Biological process (GO): regulation of DNA-templated transcription
Source: RefSeq, a predicted model, not a curated record